Messenger RNA from Labrus bergylta (ballan wrasse), 4374 nucleotides. It is a transcript of the gene tent5aa, whose product is annotated as terminal nucleotidyltransferase 5Aa. Gene Ontology annotation, molecular function: poly(A) RNA polymerase activity; RNA binding. Gene Ontology annotation, biological process: mRNA stabilization. NCBI's taxonomy places the organism in Eukaryota, Metazoa, Chordata, Actinopteri, Labriformes, Labridae. The record is from RefSeq and is a predicted model, not a curated record.
UGUUGCAGAAGGACGCGGCGUGCCAAGUGGGCUAGCAACGGUUAACUUCUGCACAAGUGAGAGAAAUAUGUUCUUCUUAACGGAGUUGGGCUAAGCAAGCUGGAUUUCCUGAGCACAUUCACUUUGCAUUAUUUGGAUUAUUGGUUGGAAACAGGAGAAGAUAUUAAAAAAAUGUAGGAGCUGUGCGUAAAAAUCCACAGGAUCCCAUUGAAGGCUUGAGCGUCGGUCGGGGGGAGGAUUUUGCCAAAGCGCGACUUGAGGAGCAGCUUAUUCAUGCAAAUUCAUAAAAUCAUAGGCGUGCCUUUGGGCGAUGGAGUCACAGCUGGGAAAGCAAACCCCCUCCUGGAUCAUCAGCGACCUUCAAAGACUGUGAUGCGCGGCGCUCAGACACAUUGACUGCAGCACCGGAGCAAAUGUUUUAAAAGCGCAGAGAAUCAGAAGAGAAAGUUAUCGCUCCAUUUCUACACGCUUCUGCUGACUGGAUGCACUUUCUCCUCAACGCAAACACCGGCUUUGACUGCUGCGCCACUGGACCUCCAACCCCAGGCGGACUGCGUUACUCUGUAACGUGCUGUCAACAUUUGCUUUGGGUCUUUUAUUUUAUUUAAACUUUAAGUUUUUCAUGUUUUUGAUCAUUUGGACGACUUCAACCUGAUGUGGCUGCAGUUAUCACUAAUCUACACUUCAGAUUUAGUGCGUAAAGCAUUGUUCCCUUUUUAAACAUUUUAUUUUUCAAUUGAAUCUCUGAGGACUUUUCGCCUUCAACAUGUCAGAGGACGACAGCAGCUCCACCACCAGCUGCACGUCUGACACAGAGUGCAGCAACGUGAGCGUUCUCAGCUGGGAACAAGUGCAGCGUCUUGACACCAUCCUGACGGAGACCAUACCGAUACACGGCCGCGGGAACUUCCCCACUCUGGAGAUGCAGCCGCGGCAGAUCGUAAAAGUAGUGCGCAGUCGGAUGGAGGAGAAGCAGAUCCACGUGCGGGACGUGCGGUUAAACGGCUCUGCAGCCAGCCACAUCCUGCACGAGGACAGCGGCCUGGGCUUUAAGGACCUCGACCUCAUAUUUUGCGCAGACAUGAAAGGUGAAAGUGAUUUCCAGACUGUGAAGGACAUAGUUUUGGACUGUCUCCUGGAUUUUUUACCCGACUGUGUGAAUAAAGAGAAAAUCACCCCGUUAACGUUAAAGGAGGCCUAUGUGCAGAAGAUGGUAAAGGUGUGUAAUGACUCAGACCGCUGGAGCCUCAUCUCCCUCUCCAACAACCGGGGAAAGAACGUGGAGUUGAAGUUUGUGGACUCUCUACGGCGGCAGUUUGAGUUCAGCGUCGACUCCUUUCAGAUCAAACUGGACUCCUUGCUGCUCUUCUAUGAGUGCUCAGAGAACCCAAUGGCCAAGACCUUUCACCCCACCAUUGUGGGUGAGAGCGUGUACGGGGACUUCAGCGAGGCCCUGGACCACUUACGUCACCAAAUCAUCUGCACCCGGAACCCCGAGGAGAUCCGAGGUGGCGGUCUGCUGAAGUACUGUCACCUGCUGGUGAGGGGGUUCAGGGCCGCCUCGGAGACCGAGAUGAAGUCCCUGCAGCGCUACAUGUGCUCACGUUUCUUCAUUGACUUCUCAGACAUCAAUGAGCAGCAGCGCAAGCUGGAAUCUUACCUUCAGAACCACUUUGUGGGCCUGGAGGACCGCAAGUAUGACUACCUGAUGACCCUCCAUGGAGUGGUCAAUGAGAGUACGGUGUGCCUGAUGGGACAUGAAAGGCGGCAGACCUUAGGGCUCAUAGCCAUGCUGGCAGUGCGAGUUCUUGCAGAACAGAACAUCAUCCCCAAUGUGGCUAAUGUAACAUGUUACUACCAACCUGCUCCUUAUGUGGCAGAUGGAAACUUCAGUAACUACUACAUAGCACAGGUACAGCCCGUGUUUGCCUGCCAGCAGCCUGCAUACUCCACCUGGCUGCCCUGUAACUGAGUGAGCCCCGAGCGUAGGAGGAGGGAGCCUGAUUUGUUUGAACAGGAGGAAGCAGCACUCAGCCCUGCCUUGCGUUUGACAGCUGACACAAAGCUUGUGCGUUUGUUCAUGCGGUUUGCAUGAACACUUGGCUUUCACUACAAGUAUUUCAAUGUGAAUAUCUCAUGUUUGUUGAAAUGCCAAUGUCUCCUGAUCCUAUCUUGGCCAGCAAGCUGCAGAAAACACUCAUUUGUGCAGCUUGGGAAAAAAGGCUAAAUGCAAAAUGUGCAGCUGCUUGAGUGCAAGCGUUUGAUCCGUCACCAAACCUGCACGAGACUGUUUGAAUCAGUCAAGAAUUGAUAAGGCAGCAUAUUUCGACUGCAAACCAAACAGCUGUGCAAAGCUACAAAUUGAACACCUAAGACUCAGCUAAAACAGCUUAACUGAGGCGAGACACUGUUUAACCAUAGUUUGGAUGACAAACUGGCGUCUCCGCCUUGCAUUUGGAUAUAAUUAUGGUUGUUUACAGGCCAAAUGUUUUCUUUUUGAUUGUUUCUAACAAAAUCCCAAUGUUGAUGGGGAAAAUAAAUACAAUAUGAGAAUAUGUCUAUUUGUAUAUGUGAAACUAUUUGUGUUUUAAGUGCCUAUUGCCUCUCAGUCGGCAGAGAAAAGAAUGAGCAGCCCAUAUGAUUUUUAUGAAAUAGCCCCCUUUUUGUUUAUUCUGAUUACAACAGCACCCCAGAGGAUUGUGAAUGUAUAUAUUAAACCAUGCACAUGUCAUUGUUUGUGUACAUUUGGAUAAACAUCAUACAUCAGUUCGGAUAUUGCAGUAAGGUAGCAUUCAAUGUUGCUGUUUUACAUUUUUGUGUGAACAUUCUGAAUUACAGCGUGGAAACCAAACAUUACCAAACAGUUUUACAUUCAAUUCAUUUGUAUUUUGCUGUAAGAAAGGGUGACGAGCAUUUUAUCGUUUGCAACAAAGAAAACUGUCACUCACACACAAUUUCCUGUCUGUUUUAUUUCAUGGUGCUUCUUCUUUUCUCAUCUGUAAGUUCACAAGAAAUAGAUAAGAGACAGCGAGAGUGUGUUCAGAGAGAGGGCCGACAGAGAGCCUGUGUUCGCUUCCUCAUGCAGUGGAAGGGUAUUUGCAGAGACACCUCAGAUGAUGAGACACUUAUUUGCAGUAGCACCCUUGCAGGGAAUUCCUCAGCUGCUGCUGAAGAGCUUGAACUUCGCUGCUGAGGUUGGGUGUGCAGGCGCUCUGUUUAAGGCUUAGAAAUGUGCCAAACAUUUUGGUGGCUCCGCUGAAAAACCAAAAGUUUAAUGAGGCAAUGUGUUGACCAAGGAAAAGUAAAGUAGUGGAUACAGAAGACAAGGAAAUAGACAAUAGAGGAGGAAAUGGGAGAUGAAACAUUCAUGUAUUAGUGUAAAAGACAGGAGGGAGAGUGAGUGAGUCUGGAGAGAUGGGUGCAGCUGGUGAUGGGGUUUAACUUUACUGUAUUAACUGUCUCUGUUAAGGUCACAUCCUAACUUAAUGGGACAGUGCUGCAGCUCUCCCCUUGUUUCAGGGGACCAAAACAUUAUGUUAUUAACGUUGUGUUUUAAUCAUCUGAUUGUACAAAAGAGUGAAAACAGAUGAGAAAAUACUUUCCUACUUCAGGAGACCUGAAGAUGCAAGUAUAUCUUUUAAUUUGAAAGGGUUAUAAUUGAUGCUUGUUCAUGCUUUAUUCCACAUCAUUUAAGUAACCGUGUAUAUACAUGAUAACAAGCUUCAGCUUUGCCAACUCACCUACUUCUUGCAAACUUUAGUGCAGCCUUUCCUCUGGAAAGAUAGGACAAAAGGACAUGAUGAUUUCAAGCAUAAAAGGUAGACUAUGGCUAAAAAACCAGCAUCAACUCAAUACUGCAGUAUAAAGGGACAUUCUCUUGCAAAUAGCAUUUCUUUGUCAUCCUCUGUUUUUCCUGUCUAACUAUCCAUAACGGCUCGGUUCCGUUGUACUUCUUCUCAGCCCACGUUGAUGGUAUCCUUUGGAUUGUGCAGGCAAUGUGUUGUCAGUUAAUACUCAGUGACACCCUAACAGCUGACUAGCUAGCUAGCUGCAGUCUGCCUGUCAAAUAGUGAUUGUGCCUAUCAGUUAGAGAUUGUGUUGUACGCGUUGUCUCAAAUAUCUGUUUCUGCUCAUGCAGUCUUUUACAAAUCACAGUUUGAAAAAGGAGGAAAAAAAGAUCUUCGUCUUUUAUGUAUAUUUUUUAUGAUUGUUAUUUUUAUAAAUGUAUCACACUGCAGGUGAUGCAGUGCUUUUGAAUCAGUGAUCCGGCUUCACAGGAUAUGUUCUCAAUAGCUUUUUUUGCUAUAUAAUGUUAUGUGUCCAAUGGGUCAAAGUUAAAAGAUGUUUUCAUCAAUAAAAUAUCUGAAAAUUGGA